Messenger RNA from Juglans microcarpa x Juglans regia, 1017 nucleotides. RefSeq lists its product as uncharacterized. The transcript has 6 exons. The record is from RefSeq and is a predicted model, not a curated record. Lineage: Eukaryota; Viridiplantae; Streptophyta; Magnoliopsida; Fagales; Juglandaceae. The coding region runs from base 1 to 1017 and encodes 338 amino acids.
AUGGUGAGUUUUUGCAAAAACAAUCUAGAUGAGGCCAUAGAAUAUCUCAAUGAGCUUGUUGACAAAGCUCACAUUUGGACCAGACCUAGUGCUACUGAGAGUACAAAUAAGUCACGAUUUGCUGGAAAUCCAAAUAACAUCCCAACAACUGAGUCAAAGGAUCUUGAAGAGGAUCAAAGCAAAAGUGGUGCCGAUCUGCCCAAGGAAGCCGAGGAUUAUGACAUACGGGCUUGGCAACCGAAAUUUGAGGAGUUGCUUAAGAAAAGUGAAAAACAGAUUCUUUCAAGUAUGAAAACACCAAGAGUUGAAUUGAAAUCUUUGCCUAAGGGUUUAAAACCUGAUUUCCUUGGUUCAGGUGAUACUUUUCCUAUUAUUAUCUCAUCUGAAUUGUCUGAAUCUCAAGUGAAGGACAAGUACCUUAUUCCUGUGGUGGAUGAAUUGAUGGAUGAGUUACAUGGUACCAAAGUGUUCUCUAAACUCGAUUUAAGCCAUGGAGUUAGAGCAGAUCUUGAGAAGAUCAAGGCCUUGUUAAGUUGGCCACCACCUAAGUACCUUAAGGCCUUGAGAGGCUUUUUAGGUCUCACAAGCUAUUACAGAAGGUUUGUGAAAGGGUAUGGGGCUAUAGCUGCUACACUGACCAGUUUUCUUAAAAGGGACAGCUUUACUUGGGAUGAGGAAGCUCAAACAACCUUUGACAAGCUCAAAACAACAAUGACUGAACCCCCAGUCUUAGCUCUACCCAAUUUUCAAAAGCCCUUUGUCGUUGAAUGUGACACUUCUAGAGAGGCUAUUGGGGAUUUUCUGUCGAGUUCGAACAGUGAUGAAGUUGAAAUAAUAAUGAGUAGAAACUGUCCAGAAGUUGAAGAUGAUAAUAUUGAGGUUGAAAUUGAAGUACAACAAUGUGAUAUGAAUGUAGAAGAUUUUGUGAUUGUGGGAGAUGAAGUGGAUGUCAGAGAUGGAGUGGAUGUCGGAGAUGGAGUGACAGUGGAAGAUUUAGAUCAAGUGGUGGAAGAUUGA